AUGCUCACCAAACUACCGACAGAAUUACUGCAUAUUGUACUCGGUCAUUUACGAUUUCGAGAUUUGGAGACACUUUUGACUAUCCCAGGAAUAGCUCAUGUGGUGAGACAUUGUCUUGUACGGCGAUUCAGGUUCCAAUACCAAGCAAGUUCUUUAUUACGGCAUUAUGAAGCGAUGCCCAAAGAUACCCGCAGUAACCAAGAAACCCGGCAUACGAUAGCGAAUCAAUUACUGGAGCUGAUAUGUCACUCUGUGGAGAAAUGUGCUCGACAGGAUCAACGGGCCAAGUUCACCGAAUUGUUGAGCAGCCUUGAAAAGUGGGUUGUACGACGUGUACUAUCGGGAGAGUUGCCGACUGGCAUGGAGUUGGAUUACGCUGAUUUAUGUCUCGACAUCCGAUACAUGUACCUUCAUCGUCCAGCUGUUCGUGUGUUACAUGAUGCAAAAUAUCGAAGAAGGAGUACAAAGUAUCCACUGGCACCAUUUCUACCUCGAGAAUUCACUUCCAUAUGGCGUCGACAAUGUAGCCAAGGUGCACAAAUGUUGGCUCGAUCCAAUGUCUUAUCGGUUAAUAAUGGACCCCUUUGUCGUGCUCAUGCGACCCGGUUAGAAUUUGCUCGCUUCUUUGGAAAGCUCUUCAAGGUCACUAGUCUAUAUCUCGAAUCCAAUCUCGAUGGUACUUUCCAGGAAUGUGUUCGUGAAGCGCUUGUAUCGGGUGAUGUGGAAAGUUUAAUUGUGAUGCGGAGUGCUUCUGGUAGACAAGAGGAUGUGGAGAGCAUGUGCAUGAUGGUAUCCACGGCAGCAGAGCAAUUAUGGGCAUACCUCAACUCAAUGGGUGAUUUGGUGACGGCUGAUCCCACAUCAGAACAACAAGCUCGUUUGGUACAUCCACCAGUAGGCAUUCAAGAUGAUGACAAUGACGACCAUAACAAUGAUGAUGACGACGACGAUGAUGACGAUGAUGAAGCAUUAUCUUCUCCACCAGAUUGGUUAAUGCCACAACGCUAUACGAUCCAUGAUGAUACCCGGUUAAGACUCAAGAUCAUGGAUGAAUUGUGUCAAAAAGGAUGGUGCUGGUUUGAUUAG
Lichtheimia ornata is the source of this 1086-nucleotide messenger RNA. RefSeq lists its product as uncharacterized. The transcript is spliced from 3 exons. Bases 1 to 1086 code for a protein of 361 amino acids. Gene Ontology annotation, molecular function: protein binding. The record is from RefSeq and is a predicted model, not a curated record. Lineage: Eukaryota; Fungi; Mucoromycota; Mucoromycetes; Mucorales; Lichtheimiaceae.